AUGUAUAUUAGUGUUAUGCUGUUAGUGAUUUUACUUUCGUUAGUGAUUGCCCUCACUAUAUUUCACUAUGGAACGAACGGAAGAAAGUAUUGGUACUUCAAAAAAGUUCCGUAUAGAGAACCUUGUCCUAUAUUUGGAAAUUUUGGUGCGACACUAACAAUGCGACGAAGUUAUACAAAAAUGCUACAGUUUUUUUAUAACCAAUUUCGAGAUGAAAAAUAUGUUGGUAUCUUUCAAGCGAGAAGACCAGCUUUAUUCUUGAUAGAUGUAGACUUAGUGAAGGCAGUACUUUCAAAGGAAUUUCCAAAUUUUAGUGAUCGAAUAUCCGUCUCGACGGAUACUCGACGAGAACCGCUUUUGCGGAAUGUAGCGAACAUGAGUGGUCCUGAAUGGCAGAAAAUGCGGCACAUUGUCACACCUACAUUUUCUUCGGCUAAAAUGAAAGCUAUGUUUCCUCUAAUUGCAGAUUGUGCAAAAACAUUAAAAGCUGCUCUAGAUAUUGAGUCGUUUGAAGAUGUUGAGGUUCCGAAGCUAAUGAGCCGCUUCACAACGGAUAUUAUUGGAAGCUGCGCGUUCGGAGUUGAUCCUGGCUCUCUCAGAGAUAGCCAGUCACCAUUUUUAAUUAUGUCUCAAAAAAUGUUCAAAACCGACCGUACAACGAUUUUGAAACGCUAUUGUCGUACGUUUUUCCCACGAUUAUUUAAGUUAUUAAAUCUCAAAACUUACUCAUCGGACGUAGAGAUAUUUUUUACUAACAUAAUCAAACGAGUGCUGACGGAAAGACGAAGAACUGGUGCACAGAGAAGUGAUUUUCUUCAACUUAUGUUAAACGUGCAAAAAACGGAAACAGGAUUUCCUAUGACCGAUGAAUUAAUAAUAUCAAAUUCUUUUAUAUUUAUGCUAGCCGGCUUGGAAACGUCGGCGACUACUUUAUCGUUUUGCUUGUACGAAUUGGCGAAGGAUGUAGAUUUACAAAACAAUCUAAGAGAUGAAAUAGUUGCGUGCAUAGAUCGUUAUAACGGACUAAAUUAUGACGCUGUUUGCGCUAUGCGUUUAGUGACUCAAACGUAUUUAGAAACUCUAAGAAUGCAUCCACCGACGCCACUCACUACUCGAUUAUGUACAGCCCCUUGCCUACUGCCAGGUACGGAUUUGCAGAUGAAAGUUCGAGAUGCAGUUCUAAUCCCUAUAUCGUGUAUUCAAAGGGAUCCGAAGUACUUUCCAAAUCCAGAUAAAUUUGAUCCGGAACGUUUUCAAGAUGAUUUGAAUCCGAUUGGCUUUUUUGCUUUCGGCGACGGUCCUAGAAGUUGUCCAGGUGGUCGGUUCGCCCAAUUGAUGGUAUCAGCUGGACUGGCAACAAUUCUACAAAAUUUUUGUGUUGAACCGUGCGCCAAGACUACGCCAAGCAUUGAAUAUGACUCAAGGAGUGUUAUGUUAAAAAAUAAAGGCAGCAUCUGGCUAAGAUUUAGGCCUCUGUAAUUAUAUCGGGAGAUACUAUUUACGGAAGAGUUUAUAUAAUUGAGAUCUCACGUAUUAGGACAUAUACGAUUAGAAAGCGAUAAGAUAUGAUGUUAAACGCUGUUUAGAAAUCAAAUAGCGAAUGAAGAUUUAGCAAAAUGUGAUGGUGGAAUUUUGCACUUAUAUCGUAGUUAGAACGAUAGUAGAGUUAGAAUUGUUUUCUUCAAUAGUUCUAAUACUCCUCUAGAUUUUUAUGUAUAUACGUCUUAACAUCAUUUUUAUUUAAUUUAGGAGGUGAUUUUUAAAACUAGCCAAGUCCGCUUUUCCAUAGUUCCACCUUCGAUAACAUUUGAAAUGAAACUAAUUAUGUCUAAAACGCCAUUUUCUAAAAUAAAUAAAUAAAUAAUAUAAAUUAUUUUCAAAAAAAUUACAUUAUAUCAGGCUUGGCUUAAAAACUAAAUAGAAAUAAAAAAGAAUUUAAAAUUAAUUACAGUAGUAAAUGUAACUGAAGAAUUCGUUCAAAAAGUCUCAAUAUUAAGAUGAAAAAUUUUGAAAAUUACCUCUUGAAUUCUGGAUAACAGAUGAACGUUGCGCAUUUAUAUUUCGUCAGUAUUACUAAAACAUGAUAAUUUACCAGUUGUGUAGGUAUAAAGAUAAAUCUUAUCGAAAACUUAUAAAACAAUGUUUUUAUUUAAGAUUUUAUCAAGUGAAACGAAUGUUUAUUAUUUACUGUAUUGGUUAUGUAAUAAUUUCGAUAUACGAGAUUUUAUUCUGUAUAGAAUAUAUUCUAUAACUAAUGGUAUUUACGUUAAGAAAAUUAAGAGUAUUUUAAAUUAUUGUUAGGACUGAAUAUGUACCUAAGUAACUAUUAAGAUGUAUUUGUCAAUUAUAUUGAAGUGUGUAUAGUAAACUUGAUAAUAAGAAAAAAUAUAUCUAUCUCAAAUUUC
Molecule: messenger RNA, 2405 nt
Organism: Melitaea cinxia (Glanville fritillary)
Lineage: Eukaryota; Metazoa; Arthropoda; Insecta; Lepidoptera; Nymphalidae
Product: cytochrome P450 6a2-like
Exons: 2
Coding region: 1-1479 (492 amino acids)
Molecular function (GO): heme binding; oxidoreductase activity, acting on paired donors, with incorporation or reduction of molecular oxygen; monooxygenase activity
Source: RefSeq, a predicted model, not a curated record